Messenger RNA from Penicillium bovifimosum, 2511 nucleotides. RefSeq lists its product as uncharacterized. Bases 1 to 2511 code for a protein of 836 amino acids. Lineage: Eukaryota; Fungi; Ascomycota; Eurotiomycetes; Eurotiales; Aspergillaceae. The record is from RefSeq and is a predicted model, not a curated record. The transcript has a single exon.
AUGACUGACACUUCAGAGUCGCCUCGCCGGCGGCUCCUCAGUACCCAGACUGCUUCUAGUCUACAAUAUCCAACCCUUCCACCGCUGACAGCUUCCGUCGAGGAGUGGUUAUCCCGUUCACGACCGACCAAUAUGACGUCAGAUCAACUUUCCGACCAUGCACCAAAGACCUUGAGUGACAGCUGGGCUACCCUGAGCGUGUCUGAUAUACGCUCAGAGGAUGGCAGUCACUCCGGACAGACCGAUACAUGCUCGCUGAUCGACCACACCAACGCCGACGACGUUGCCAGCCUCGAUGAAAACUACAGCAGCGAUGCCGAGGCACAAGACGAGGGCAAUGAAGAGGACGAUGGUAUAGAUGGGGAUGAAGUGCAAUGCACUGAAUCAGCUUCUCAAGAGCUGCCUGCAAUGUUUGCUGCCAGAGGAGCCGCGAUCGAUGACAGCACCACUACCACCAAGCCCUCUUUCCCCCAUCCCAGUGAUUCGAUCGAGUUUGUGGAGCCCGAGAAAUGGCCCGAGAUCGAAAGGGUGGAACUCAAGCAUACUAUCCGUAUCUUUGAAGGUGCUGCGGCUUCAGAGCUGAAGAGUCGUUUGCCAUAUAAUUCAACCGACUCCAUCCUGAUGGCCACUCUUCAGCAGACCAUGACGAAGCAGAGCCUGGACCUCACCAAACCUUUCCGCGUGCUCUACGUCGGACAUCCAGAGUUCCGGAACAUCAUUCUCGACAAGAUCGGCGAUGUUCUGGUGUCAAGCUCAUGUGCUGAUUCGGAGACUAGCUCGGCUGAAUCUUCCCGAUAUCAUGUCGUUCCGACCUCAUUUGGCGCCGGGGCCGUUCCCAACUUUGCAGAGCUUCUGCCAAUACAUGUCCAGCUUGUGGUUGACGAAUGUCUGGAGGCCACGGCUGAUCCUCACGCCGACCGGCCCAACGCAAUCAAGCUGCAUUUCAAGAAUCGUCCUGUGUGCACUUCAGCCUGGAACGGAUCUUGCUACCAGGUUACGUCUGCAGCAGAUUGGACUCUCCCAGACGUAGCAAUUAUAUUUAUCUCUGCGGGUAAUAACGCAGCAGCUGUCAAGACCCAGCGUCUCACACACGCCUUCCUGGAACGCCACGGGGUCCCGGCAAUGGUUAUCUCUGAGGAGCCACUAUGGAGGAUGGCUGGCGAGAUGGUCCCUCUCAAUCAUAAUAGCCUGCAUACAUGCUUGGAGUCCCGCCAUCCAAUUUCCGGGGAAACUGCUGUCCUUCGGCGGUAUCCCAUUGAUUUGAAUACUUUCGAGAGCAUUACGCCCGGCCAGUUGAAUCGGAACCUGGCUUUGCUCGUCGGGUUGUACCCAAAGAAGUCUCUCAAAGUCACCGCCGAGGCUCCCAAGCCUAUCCAAGGGAACAUCUUUGCGGAUAUGGAUUUGGAAAAGUAUCCAGUGAACUGGCUCCCGCCUUCCUAUGCCACUCGGUUCCGAGAACUGGCCCCGACACUGCGUACGGCCACAUUGAGCCUCGUCAUGGUGAUGGCCAUGUUCAUUGGGUUCUCCGCUCUUAAGGUUCUCUCCAUGUUCCUAGUACAGUACUUUGCUGGAUCAGCUCUCUCCAAUGCAUCCUUAAUGGUACCGCAGGUCUCUCCCACCUCCGGCCUGACUGUGGAUCGAGUGAUACAGACCUCGGUUUCGACACAGCCAUCAUCCUCCUCAGUCCGACUGCCGCACGUACCCUCUUUGGGAGAUUUGAUUCCUGGGGAGGCUCCGUUGCAAACUAUUUCGACUGCGAAAUGCCCAGGGAAGAACCACCAAUUCGAGGUUCAGGUUAUUGGAGACUGCCACGUUAUCAUUAAGCCUCCUAAGUUUGCAUCAUCAAAGAAACAGCCACAGUUCGAUGUGAGCGUUUCCAGAGAUAAUACCGAGCUCCCCUAUGAGCUUUCUCAGCUGUUCGAUGGUGUCUACACAUUAAAGCUGAACCGCGAGGAUGCUUACGGGUUGGUCGACUUGACAAUCACAACCUUGUCAAAACGCCCAGUGAGCGGGACCAUAACUGUUGACUUCGGAACACCGUGGCUGAAGAUUGCCAACUGGAAACGUGCAGCACAGGGCAUCACCGCGCAAUUUACCAAGGACCUCCACAUCGCCCAGACUGGCCUGACUGAGGCGUAUGGCCGCUUAUCCACCGACCUACAGGUGAUCGUGGGAGAUGUGGUGAAGAAAGCUCACUUCCUGCGCCGCGAUGCUGAAGGCUUGAAAUUGAAUCCACGUGACGUCGUUUUGUCAAGAUCGAAGCAGAUUUCAGAAGUCUUCACUCGCAACACCAUUCAACGAUUCCGAUCUGUGUCUUCGGUGCUGCAAACACGGUCUAGUCGUGUGAAUGAGGAGGCCAAGGGACUGCUUCACGAUGCGUGGAGCCGCCUUGAGAAGUCUGCAGCAAAGCUUGAUCUUCGCAGCAUGAUGGAUCGAGUCCGCAAUGCCAGGAAAUGCGAAGCUCUCGAUCGUGCUCAGUCGCGUGCGCGACAUAUUAUAGGCCUCCGAUGA